Myxocyprinus asiaticus (Chinese sucker) is the source of this 3680-nucleotide messenger RNA. Its product is annotated as splicing factor 1-like. Gene Ontology annotation, cellular component: nucleus. The transcript is spliced from 12 exons. The record is from RefSeq and is a predicted model, not a curated record. Lineage: Eukaryota; Metazoa; Chordata; Actinopteri; Cypriniformes; Catostomidae. Gene Ontology annotation, molecular function: mRNA binding; zinc ion binding. Gene Ontology annotation, biological process: regulation of mRNA splicing, via spliceosome. Bases 953 to 2941 code for a protein of 662 amino acids.
UUUGAGGAGAAAUAUGUUUCUUUUUGGUUAUUUUUAAAACCACAAUUUGUCCUGCAAGUGUACAAGUAACAUACAAAAAAUGCAAGCGUACUCAAUACCUCAGCUGGAAAAAGACACUGUAUUGCAAUUUCCACUUUUUUAAAUUUUUGAACGUUAAAAUACUCACUUUUUCAAAAGUAUAGCAACAUAACAUAAACAAUAUGCAUGUUAACAUGAUUUUAGUGUGAUAAAAUCAAGUACUAUCUUUUUCUGUGUGAAGUUAUAGCCACUUUUUCAAUCCGUUACCAUGACGAUGUCAACAAACAUUAAAAUGACUGUAAAAAAAAUGACAAUUUAAAUAACUUUGCAACUCAAAUAAUACAUGAGUUUUAACAGAUUUCAUGUAAUUGCUUUUAUAAAGUAAGCUUCAAAUUUCUGUCUUUAAACCCUCCAAAAUUGGCCACCAGUCACUUCCAUUGUAAGUGUCUCACUGUGACCUCGAUUUUUGCUUCUUUUUUUAUUUGUUUUUUUUUUUUUUUUCAAGCAAAGUUGGGCCGAUUUAAAAUGAUGGUGGUAUUCAAUAUUAUGCCACAAAUGGUGUCGGUUGAACCCGUAAUAUUUCUGUCGGGGUGAGUGUCGAGACAGUCUAACAUGCUGCAAUGUUUGACUGGUUUGCUGAGCUCUUGAACAGCCAAUGAAAGGCCAACAAAUCAUUUUGACGGAAGCGCGACACACUCCAAAUGGUCCAAUGACUUUAACCCACACCUAGAUUGACAUGCUCGUAAGCCAAUCGGAUUGUUCUUCAAUGACGUCGAAUCUCCUUUGUCAACCGUGGACGCCAUUUUAACCAGCGGAUUACAGAAGAAGAUUCCAAGAUUAGCGACGCACGUUUAUCUACAUUAGGCGAUCUGAAAAGGUUACAGACAUUUUCUGUGCAGAUAUUUAACAACAGGCAAGCCUCUGACGUCCAGAAAUGGCAACGGGAGCCAACGCAACCCCGCUGGGGAAGCUGCACCCGAGUAUUGGCGCUAAGCGAGGCUUCGACUCCGGGCCCGGCACGGGGCUUAUGGCUCCGCCAGUGCCUGCGAUGUCUUUCCCGCUGCAGACCUUCCAGCAACCGCAGUUAUUAAACCCAGGCUUCCCCCAGUUCCCUGGAGCCGUGAGUUCUGCGCUCUCAAACCCGGUUGGAGUAGGGAUGCAGGCACAGGCGGGGAGUGGAGAUUUCGGCCAGAAGAAGCGGAAAAGGAGCCGUUGGAGCAGCGAAACCCCCGAUCAGAAGACCGUUAUCCCGGGCAUGCCCACCGUGAUCCCUCCCGGGCUGACCUGCGACCAGGAGCGAGCUUACAUAGUCCAACUGCAGAUUGAAGACCUGACACGUAAACUGCGUACAGGAGACCUGGGAAUCCCUGUUAACCCUGAGGACAGGUCUCCAUCUCCAGAGCCCAUCUACAACAGUGAGGGGAAGAGGCUUAACACGCGUGAAUACCGCACACGCAAGAAAAUAGAGGAAGAGAGACAUUCUCUAAUUACUGAGAUGGUGGGACUCAACCCUGAAUUCAAACCCCCUGCUGACUACAAACCCCCAGCUACUCGGGUCAGUGAUAAAGUGAUGAUUCCUCAGGACGAAUAUCCGGAGAUUAAUUUUGUUGGACUGCUGAUCGGGCCUCGUGGUAACACUCUGAAGAACAUCGAGAAGGAGUGCUGUGCGAAGAUUAUGAUCCGUGGCAAAGGCUCAGUGAAGGAAGGGAAGGUGGGUCGUAAGGAUGGACAGAUGCUGCCUGGUGAGGAUGAACCUCUUCAUGCCCUGGUCACUGCUAACACAAUGGAGAAUGUCAAGAAGGCUGUAGAGCAGAUACGUAACAUCCUCAAGCAGGGCAUUGAGACUCCUGAGGACCAGAAUGACCUGAGAAAAAUGCAGCUGAGGGAGCUGGCACGACUCAAUGGCACUCUAAGAGAGGAUGACAACAGGAUCUUGCGUCCAUGGCAGAGCACAGAGCCUCGCAGCAUCACAAACACAACUGUGUGCACAAAGUGUGGUGGAGCUGGUCACAUUUCUUCAGACUGCAAAUUCACCAGUUCUUUUGCUCCUCGGGCAGGCGAGCCACCCCAGUCUGCCCAGGAUAAGGCCCGAAUGGAUAAAGAGUACCUGUCCCUCAUGGCUGAGCUUGGAGAGGCCCCAGUCCCAGCCUCUGGUGGGGGCCACAGCAACCCUCCCCACAGUGGACCACGUCCAGCAGGACCAACCAACAACCAGCCACCACCAAAUCGUCCACCUUGGAUGAAUUCAGGCCCUGCUGAUAACAGGAAUUUCCAUGGCAUGCAUGGGGGUCCUGGUGGCCCUCAUAACUUUCCUCCACCAAUGCCGAACAUGGGUGGCCCUCCCAUGCCUCCAAACCCCAACGGAAUGCCUCCCCCCUGGAUGCAGCCUCCCCCUCCUCCAAUGGGCCAAGGCCCAGCACCACCUGGACACCCUAUUGGUUUAUUGCCCCCACCCAUGGGGAUGAUGCCCCCACCUCCCCCUCCCCCCAACAACCAGCCACCACCUCCACCCUCAGGGCCUCUGCCACCAUGGCAACAGCAGGCUCCUCCCCCACCACCCACCAGCAGCAUGGCAACCAGUGCUCCUCUACCAUGGCAACAGAAUACAACCACAACAUCUACCCCUGGUACUGGAAACCUGCCGCCCUGGCAGCAGCCUCAACCGACGGCCACCUCUGCCACUCAGGCCCCUCCACCCAUGGGUGGCUCUAUGGUUCCCCCUCCACCUGGGGUCCAGCCCCCACUUCCGCCUGGUGCACCACCACCUCCACCACCCCCUCCACCUGGCUCAGCAGGCAUGAUGUACGCACCCCCUCCCCCACCCCCACCCAUGGACCCGAACUUUGUAACCAUGAUGGGGAUUCCUGGAAUGCCGCCUUACGGGAUGCCCCCAGCACCUCCACCUCCUCCACCCCAGAGUUAAAGCCUCGGUGUAGUCUUUAUGGCCCUGUGACCGUGCAGUGAUGCCUAAAAUAUAUAUACACAUACACCACAGGACUAUACCUGGUUCUGUUCAUUUAACAGCUUGAUGUGUUUAGUUGCUAAAAGCUUUUUUUUUUUUGUUUUCUCAUAUUGGCCUUGGUUCACUUUUUUUUUUUUUUUUGUUCCUCGUGUUUGGACAAAUAAAUCAACCCAGAGGCAGAGAGAGAUGGUGUGGUUGGAAUUUGUAAAUUUGCUUAAAUUGUUAAUGAUUUUAAACUAGUUUUUGAUGCAUUGGUAGAAUAUUUGUUCAUGCUGUUAAAAUGUUGAUGUGCAGGAAAUGUGCAUUGGUUUGUUUUUUUUUUUGUGUGUUUUCUGCCAGCCUACUUUUCCAUGUUUUCUUUACUGUCCCUCUUCAGUGAGAAAAAAAAAAAAACAUAAAUCUGCAAUUGAUUCAAUUAGCAACAUUCCAACAGAUGGAAAUUACCAUUCUUACAUUCUUAAUCAACAGUGCAUUUGUUGCUGCCUAAAAUAAUUUUUUGUUUAAAAUUUGAAUAGACGAUUAGCUUAGUGUUGGAUGGUCAUUGUGAAUGCGACUUUUUAAUUUUUUUUUUAUUCACUGUACCCCCCACAGAUUUAAUUAUGAACUUUACAAUUUAUUUACAAUUAUUGCCUUCCAUCAAAUGUAUUUCAGUAUUUUUGUAAUUAAACAGUAAAUAAAAGUUGGCAUGGCGUCAGGUUGA